AUGAAAAAUCGGAAUAUGAUGCAAAGCACCAUAAAGGAGCAUAUGUGCAUGAUUCUGUCGGUUAGACAGCUGGCAAUGGGAAUAUCCAGCAUAUUUAAUGAUGCAACUGCGUUUUACAACUUGGAACUGGCAAGAGUGGGCAGCCGGCUACGCAUUAGCGUAUGCAAGGAGGUGAUAGAGCAUAGGGAUAUGUAUGAAGGUCUGCGCUGUAUGUAUAGAAAUCGAGGUGAAUAUGUGGAAAAAACAAGAAAUGCCUGCACUGUAAAUAAGAGUCUCUGUAAGUACGAUAUGGCCGUUUCAGGAAAGAGUGGAAAAUACAGGCUUGGCUUUAAUGACCCCCGAAUAGAUGACGGCCCUGACAUUCUUUUAAUGGCACUAGAAGAGUAUAUACAGGAUUAUAGUGACACGAUGAUUAGUGUUAAUUGGAGGCGCGAGGCUGCAAAGACAAUUGCGCUGUAUAUUUGUGAGAACCUGGUGGCCCCAUUUAAUAGGUUUUUUCUCAUGGCUUCAAAGCACGGGGAGAGAGCUCUCUCAGAGGAGCUUGGGCUGCGAUGUAAGCUUGUGGUUGACCGAAAAAUAGGGGAAUAUUUUUGUGUAGACAGCCUUUUGGGGUGGGAUAAAAAAAGAGUGGAGAAGCUGGUUGCGCAAAGAAUAAGUGACUUGUAUAAUGGGUAUACCGACAUAAAAUUUAGGGAAGAUCAUAUUGAUUGUAGGAAAAGAAGGGCUCCUGCAAAGAAAAUGGAUAUUCGCAGGGAUCUUUCCUAUGUGCGCGAGACUAUAUACGAAGUAAUUCGGUAUAUAGGAGAUCACAGUUAUACUGACUUUUCACCUCUAAUUAAUUAUCUAAUAAUGCAUUGGGUUACUCCUAUUGUUUUUGCUAGGGUGGAUGAAUAA
This is a messenger RNA of Nematocida ausubeli, 894 nucleotides long. RefSeq lists its product as uncharacterized. The record is from RefSeq and is a predicted model, not a curated record. The coding region runs from base 1 to 894 and encodes 297 amino acids. The transcript has a single exon. Lineage: Eukaryota; Fungi; Microsporidia.